This is a messenger RNA of Heterostelium album PN500, 3003 nucleotides long. RefSeq lists its product as uncharacterized. Gene Ontology annotation, cellular component: cytoplasm. The coding region runs from base 1 to 3003 and encodes 1000 amino acids. NCBI's taxonomy places the organism in Eukaryota, Evosea, Eumycetozoa, Acytosteliales, Acytosteliaceae. Gene Ontology annotation, molecular function: ubiquitin-protein transferase activity. The transcript is spliced from 12 exons. The record is from RefSeq and is a predicted model, not a curated record.
AUGGUUAUAUUUCAAAAUAAUAAAGGAUUUGUUAAGCCAUCAAGGUUUGAAAAGAAUGAUGAUGCCGCUGCCACACUCAAAGACUUUGGUGAUCUGGCAGCGCUCACCGAGUUCAGAGGUGUCAAGGAACAGCUCAGUCAAUUCAUCGGGAAAUUGAAUGUAAACAACGAGAAGCUAUCGGGUAUUACAUUCGAUCGAUUGGUCAGAUUCAUAUUUCAAUUGAAUUUGCCCAGUACUCUGGUGAUCGAUAGUCUAGAAACGUUGGAAUCCGUAUUCACAUUGGUAUUCAAUAAGUACUAUCCUUACAGACCGAGUCAAUACUUCCUGUCGGAUCUGCACGAGGAUCAAGCAUUCAAUACACCGCUCUACCCCGAGUGGAUAUCGGAACUCCAAAAGAUGCACAGUAGCAUCAAACCGCUGAUCCCCGUAACCACCGGUGUUCACCAAUUCGAAGUUGCACUAUCACGUAGCGGUUUAGUAGUUGGUUGGUCAUGUUGUUAUACUCUACAGGAAGUAAAUGAUAGAACAAUAGAAGAUGAGAAUUAUGAGUAUAUUUUGGCACAUGUUGAGAAUGUCGGACCUAUAGAUACACUUUAUAUGGGUGGCGAGGUUGUAGCGUGUCAGUUGGAUAUAGAGGGUCGUGAGAUUACCGUUUGGUCAGAGAGUUAUCGAUCGACACAGAAAAUCAAUGUUAACUUGGAAGGAGUACCACCCGGUGCAACUAUAUUCUUUAUUCCAAUCAUUAUGUUACCGAAAGCAAAGUGUUUUCCAAACUUUGGUUCGACGCCAUUCACACUGCUCAGUCCCGACCAACCACAACCAAUACAUCAAAUCAACCCAUCACGUUUAGUUCGUUACAAAUACAUCUAUAGUUGUUUAUAUAGAUUAAUAAAAUUAAGAGUCAUCAGUGAUUUUCAAGACUAUGAAAAUCUAUUUAAAUUCCUAUUGCUAAAGAUAACAAGACCAACUAUCAAUAACUAUUGUAUUUUUAAAUAUAUGUAUCCUAUUGUAGAGGAUAUCGCAGUGACUUCAAAUAGUUUCUUUCAAACCUUUUUCGAAUCAUUACAAUUGAAUGAUGAAGCUAAUUCAGAAGAAUUGUUUAAUAUAUUAUUCAGUAGAGCUUUAUAUCUAAAUAGAACAAAAACAGCAUCCACUAAUUUCUAUCCACUCUUGAUAUUGCGAUCGAUGGUCUCAAUAACAUUGUUGCGACACUCACUUUUUACCUAUCAAAAUAUAUUCGAUGUAUUGGAUUUGAUGUUCAGUCAGAGACCACUUAUAUUCUUGGAGUUUCUUCAGAAUCAACCUGCAAUUUCAGUAGCUUCUAAUACAUUAGAGAAUAGAUUUAUUUGUAGGAAAAAAGAUGAAAGAGAAUUACAAGUAGAUAUGUUUAGACAUAUUAUCGAUGAUGAAGUAUGCAGUGAUAUCUUUUUAAAGUGGAUAAGUCAUUGUAUUAGUCAAGCUUUUACUUAUUCAAAGAGAGUUGCACAAAACACUUUAGUAGAACAAACAGAGAUUACUACAUUAAAUAAUUUGUUUUUCAUUAUCAUAGAGUAUUUGGAUACAUACUUAUCGGAUACUAGAAAUACUAAAUCAUUCCCAAUCUCUAUUUUCUAUUUCUCUGAACCACAAAGACAAAGAGUUGGUGGUGUUUAUUCUUAUUUGAAAAAGAAUAUAGUUAUCAAUGAAUAUGAUGAAUCUGGUGAACCUAAAUUAGAUUUGAAACAAACUCUCUAUCUUUAUUCCAUAGAUCUACUACAGCUGAGUUUCUGUUCAUAUCUAACAUUGAUACAGAAACUAGAUGCUGCAUCUAAAAUUGAAAAGAGAGAAUUAGAUAGAGCUUUUGAUUAUGCUGAUUAUCAAAAAGUUAAAUCAUCACAAGAAGCGACACAAUUGAAAGCGGAUUACUUGAGAACUGAAAUGCUCGAAAAGUCAGAGCACUACGAAUAUCUUUGGAAACAUUUGACAUUCACUAUUGGUUUGAUCACAGAGAAUUUGGAACAACCAAUUUUUGAAUAUCUCUAUGAUAACACCAUCCUUACACCACUAUCAACCUUUAUCUAUCUACUUGGUUGGAAUCUGAAAUCAACUUUCCAAAACUUGAACUUUGAAACAACAAACAAUAUUUUGGCAUUGGUUUUGAAAAAACAUGGAUCUGUUGUUGAUAGAGAAAUUAUGAAAGCAACUACAGAAACUGUUUGUGAAUUCUUAAAGAGACAAAUAUUCCAUCCAAUCAUUUCAUCACAUCAAAAUUUCAGCCAUUUCAUUCAUAUGCUGCUGGAAGGACUCACUGAUAUGGAUGUCGAUCUUCUCACCUUCUUGUGUACAAGAAAAUUCGAUACAUUUGUAACACAUUUCCGUGAGAUUUGUUUGCAAAAUCCAAGUUGCUUGUUGAAACUUUUAAAUGUCAUCUUUUCCAAUCUAUCAGAAAAUAUUAGUUCAAAACAUGAAAUUCCACUUAGACUUAGAAUGUUCAAUUAUCUUUGCACUAAUCUACCACAUAUUAUCACUGGUAAUGAAACAUCAUUAUUAAUUACAGGUCAAUUUAUUAUGUAUAUUUUAGAUAAACUACUAUUACAUCCAAAUUCUAAAGAUAAUGUUUAUUAUAUAACUUUUGUUAAUAUGUUACCAUCCAUUUAUUUCUUAAACAAGAGUUCCAAAGAAGGUUGCUCACUGAAACAAACUAUCACCAAAGUUAAUCCCAAAGUCAUUCAAAUGCUGACGGAUGUCAAUUGUAGUCCAGACUUUACACAACCAAAGAAAAGAGAAAUCAUUAAAUUUUUCCAAUCCAUUAUUGACGAUGAAAAGAAAUCAUUGAAUACAUCAACUGGAGGUUCGGAUAAUCUUUGUAAUAUUUGUUACUCUUAUGAUGCCAAUGUCAUUUUCAAUCCUUGCAAACACUCUUCUUGUCAGCACUGCGUAACAAGACAACUAUUGACAAAGAAAGUUUGUUUCUUUUGUAGAGAAGAAAUUAUUUCUACUGAAAAGAUAAAUAAAGAUGAAUAG